GCCGAGGCGAGCGUGACGCUUUCGGGCUGGGAUUCCUGCGCCCGACCUUCUUGCAAACGAUCGUGCUCAUUCUCGCGUGAGUUUUGAAAAGUAACGUUUGAUACGACGUGACAUUUUAAAGGAGGGAAGUCGCGGAUCGGAGGAAGGUCGGCGAUCUGCGAUUGACUUGUACGCCUGGAGAGAGAGAGAGCGAGAGAGCGAGAGAGAGAGGGGGGGGAGAGAGGGAGAGAGAGGAGAGCAGAAGUUUCCUGCUGGAUGACAACUCGCGCACCCACAGCUCCGGAAGACGUCAAAGGCUGCAGGUCAUUACUUCUUUUUUUUUUUGGUCCUCUCUCACUUUUGAUAGAUUCUAGAACCAUGUGUGCGUUGAGUGCUCGGGAACACGAGUGCGGCCAAGUUCUGGUGCGGUUCUAGUGUUGUCGGGCUCUCGAGGAGCAGAGGAGGAGAGGGGAGGGGGCGGGGGUGCAGGACAAUAAGGAUGACUUUAGGGACGGAUAUGUCCGACAGCUCUGCAUUGUCCGAUGAUGUGGACAUUGACGUGGUCGGGGUCGGGAAGGACGGAAAGUACGCGCAGCACGACUUCAACCUGGACUCCGAUGAUAAUUACUCCCAGAACGCCGAGGAAGGGGCGUCCUCGCCGGGCCUGAGCAGCUCCGACUGCCCGGCGGAGCAGACGGGGGCCGGCGCCGUCACGGUGGCGGGCGACAAAGCGAGGAAAAGCGCCCUGGUGAAGCCGCCCUACUCCUACAUCGCGCUCAUCACCAUGGCCAUCCUGCAGAGCCCCAAGAAGCGCCUCACCCUCAGCGAGAUCUGCGAGUUCAUCAGCAACAGGUUCCCCUACUACCGCGAGAAGUUCCCCGCCUGGCAGAACUCCAUCCGGCACAACCUCUCCCUCAACGACUGCUUCGUGAAAAUCCCACGGGAGCCCGGCAACCCCGGCAAGGGCAACUACUGGACGCUGGACCCGGAUUCGGCGGACAUGUUCGACAACGGGAGCUUCUUGCGCAGGAGGAAGCGCUUCAAGAGGAACCAGGGCAACGAGAUCCUGCGGGACGCCGGAGGCUUUCUCCCCGGGUUCGGAUACAACCCGUACGGAUACAGCUACGGACUCCAGCUGCAGAACUUCCACGCCGCGCACAACCCGUACCACCCGCACCACCACCCCCACACGGGGGGCUCCUUCCCGUUCCCUAACGUGCCGUGCACCUUGCCCUCGCCCAUCUUCCCCGCGGCGCCCCCUCCCUUGCCCAUGGGCGCCGACUUGAGGAAGCCCUUCUACCCGUCCUUGGCACCUCUCAAGACGGACUCGAGCGCCCCGAGCCGGCCCUCGUUCUCCAUCGACAACAUCAUCGGCGCGGCGGCCAACUCCACCGCGUCGUCGUACGGCGCGCAGCCGGGCGGCCAGGCGCACAUCCUGGCCAUGCUCAGCCCGGCCCUGGCCUCCGCUUCCAACCACUUGAGCCUGUCGCAAGACUUAUUACAGCCCGGGACGCACGGGCAGACCUUUGCCAGCAAAAACUUGAACACUUGCCCUUUCUAAAAAACAAACAAACAAACAAACAAACAAACAAAAAACAAAACAAAAAAAAACACCCCAAAAAACAAAAAGCAUUUUAAAAAAAAAACGCC
Phyllopteryx taeniolatus (common seadragon) is the source of this 1629-nucleotide messenger RNA. It is a transcript of the gene foxd2, whose product is annotated as forkhead box D2. The record is from RefSeq and is a predicted model, not a curated record. Lineage: Eukaryota; Metazoa; Chordata; Actinopteri; Syngnathiformes; Syngnathidae. Gene Ontology annotation, biological process: regulation of transcription by RNA polymerase II; cell differentiation; anatomical structure morphogenesis. Gene Ontology annotation, molecular function: RNA polymerase II cis-regulatory region sequence-specific DNA binding; DNA-binding transcription factor activity, RNA polymerase II-specific.